This is a messenger RNA of Thunnus maccoyii (southern bluefin tuna), 2416 nucleotides long. It is a transcript of the gene znf276, whose product is annotated as zinc finger protein 276. NCBI's taxonomy places the organism in Eukaryota, Metazoa, Chordata, Actinopteri, Scombriformes, Scombridae. Bases 341 to 2221 code for a protein of 626 amino acids. The transcript has 12 exons. The record is from RefSeq and is a predicted model, not a curated record. Gene Ontology annotation, biological process: regulation of transcription by RNA polymerase II. Gene Ontology annotation, cellular component: nucleus. Gene Ontology annotation, molecular function: transcription coregulator activity; RNA polymerase II cis-regulatory region sequence-specific DNA binding; zinc ion binding.
AUCAAUCAACUAGAAAUGUUGGGCUGAAUAUGAGUUACCGGCAGUAAUUUGGCACUUUAAACUAUCCUACAACAGAAAGCACCAAUAUAAAUACUAUGUUAAGUUAAACAGCAAUGUACCUCAACAAAGACAAGAAAAGAAGGACACUACAUUCAGCAAGUGGCAGGAUAAUUAGCAUGUUUUCACAGCACAGUAAUCUGUAGGCCUAGGUGCAGGAGAGGUAAAAUGAACAAUAUUCACAUCACAAGUACUAAUUAAACACUCCAAAGAAGAACAAAGAAGAGGCAGCAGAGCUCCAUCAUCACAAUCAGCUGCUGAGAAUCCAAGUGUAGAAUAAACUAUGAAGAAAAAAAGCAGACGUCUGAGGUCAUCUGAGGCUUCACAACAGACCAGCAGCACACAGACGACCGUGAGUGCCAGUGAGGGGAAGAGGCCUCCUGGAAACAGAGGGAGACCUCGGAAGACUGCCCCUGUAACCGAAGAAAGUUUCUACCAUGAUAAUGCUGCAACACAUGUGACUGCUAACUCAGACUUCAGUGUGACAGACACAAAGAAACAUCCAGAGAGCAAGUCAAAAUCUUCAGGUAGACUAUCUACUGCCAUCUGCAGGCUCUGCCAUGGGAAGUUUUCUCCACGGAGUCUGCGGCAUGCCUUCAACAAGUGGCCUCAGAAUUCAACAGAUAUUGUUAAAGAAGACUCAGAUGCCCAGUCACCCCUUUUAUUCCAUACAGACUUCCAGCGACUGGUUGGGGUCCAGUUGGACCGUGACCCGCGGUUAUCAGAAUAUAUCUGCAAGAAGUGUCACACCAAGUUCUACAAGUGCCACAGCAUCCUGGUCAGGUUUCUGCAGAGAGUCAACCUCCUGCCGGUUGGGAAAGAAAACUCCAAAAGCUGGAAGAAUGCGUGUCCAGAAUCAUCAGAAAACCAUGUGUCAACAAUGCCACCGUCCUUUACCUCAGACCCUAAGUGCCUCCAUAGCCUGGUAUCCUGGGUUCACCACCACGGUGAGGGCUGCCGAUCCUGCCCCAACCUGAAGGAGGUGCUCGAGGGCCGGUGCUGGGGCUCCGUCAAGGCUGUGUGGGGUUGUGUUGACGGUCACAGCUACACCAUGGACACCCAGUGCAGCACCGCCACCAACCCAGCAUACACAUUGAACUUUAGUGGAGCGUUAGGGAGUGGAAAUGGUGAUGGAGGGAUGUCUGAGGAGGAGGAACAGGAGCAGGAGGAGGAGGUAGAUGAUGAAGAGGAGCAGCCCAGUGGGAAUGGAAGGACCCCAUCAGGGAGUACAGCCGGUCUGGCUCAGCACAGUCCACCUGCAGUGACACCACAGACUCAGAGCUCAGCGCUGGCUGACUGGACCAGUAACACUGAAGAUUUUCCAGGCCAUGAGGAGGCGUUGUCUCCUGCUCCGGCCCAGCUGGAGGACAGGACCGCUGACAGUGAUCUGUCUGACCGAGUCAUCUCAGAGGAUGAGUUUGUGGAGAGUAGAAAAGGAGGACUGUCAGACGAGUUGUUUGAGCCGUACUCAGACAAGAGAGCUCGCAGGGUGAACGUCCCCAGCAAGAGAAGAAGAAGCCCAAAGGCCCCAGAGGAGCCCAAAAUCAAAAAGAAACCAGGACCCAAACCUGGCUGGAAGAACAAGUUCAAACCUAAAGGAGAGGAGCUUCCCAACAUCUACAAGUGUCCAUAUCAGGGCUGUACAGCCGUCUAUAGAGCUCCUGAUGGUUUGAAGAAGCACAUAAAAGAGCAUCAUGAGGAGGUGAAACAGCGACCCUGCCCUCAUCCCGGCUGCAACAAGGUUUUCAUGAUCGACCGCUACCUGCAGCGACACGUCAAGUUGAUCCACACAGAGGAGAGGAACUACAUUUGUGACCAGUGUGGCCAAACCUUCAAACAGAGGAAACACCUUUCAGUUCACCAGAUGAGACAUUCAGGAGCCAAACCACUGCAGUGUGAGGUGUGUGGCUUCCAGUGUCGCCAGCGAGCGUCAUUAAAAUACCACAUGACCAAACACAAGGCAGAGGCCGACCUGGAGUUUGCGUGCCUGAUGUGCGGCAAACGUUUCGAGAAGGCCCACAACCUGAACGUCCACAUGUCCAUGGUCCACCCGCUGACUCAGGCCAAGGUUCAGAGAGGCAGCAGCCAGCAGCAGCAGCUGUACUCUGACCUGCACACCAUCACACUAACGGGCGAGGUGGUUCAACAAGACCAGGACAGAUGACAACAGGGAGUCCAGGUCCAAGUCUGCUGUGGUUUUACAUAAACUGUGGGACAGGGACCAUUUCUGACAACUGUGGAGGAAUUUCAAUGAUACACGACGAUGUUUAUCUGACUUUUCUGCCAACAUUUCUUUAAGUGGGAAUCACAUCAAUUAUGGAUCAUUUUGUGUGUCAUAUAAAUAAAACGUUUAAAGGUA